Cannabis sativa is the source of this 873-nucleotide messenger RNA. RefSeq lists its product as uncharacterized. NCBI's taxonomy places the organism in Eukaryota, Viridiplantae, Streptophyta, Magnoliopsida, Rosales, Cannabaceae. The transcript has a single exon. The record is from RefSeq and is a predicted model, not a curated record. Bases 1 to 873 code for a protein of 290 amino acids. Gene Ontology annotation, molecular function: zinc ion binding; nucleic acid binding.
AUGACGCCCCCAAUUCUUAGAUCUGGGAACGUGGUGAGAAACCUAGAAAAUACUUUUGAGAAGUCUGAGAAAGAGAAGGCAGUCAAGAUUACUAUGGAAGAUGAGAUAGCUUACUGGAAGUCAUCUAUUGUUUGUUAUGUGCUAGGAGCCAAUCCGCCAUUAUCAGUUUUGGAUGGUUUUGUUAGACGCAUAUGGAGUGGAAAGAUCGACAAGGUCGGACUACUGUCAUAUGGGGUGUUCUUAAUCAGAUUUGAUACAAUGGAGCAUCGUGAUGAAGUGCUGAAUGGUGGCUACAUAUUCUUUAAUAAGAGACUUGUCAUCAUGAAGGCGUGGGAUCCAAAUACUAACUUCAAAAAUGAGGAUAUUCGUACUAUUCCAAUUUGGGUUCAGCUUACAGAUUUGGAGUUGAAGUAUUGGGGGCAAAGAGCUUUGUUCAAAAUCAUUGGCCAAGUAGGAGAACCUAUUAUGGUGGAUGAUGCUACCAAAGAGAGAGACAAGCUUAGCUAUCCAAGAGUCCUCAUUCAAGUGUCCAUUCAUCAAGAAUUCCCAGGUACUAUCUAUUUUGAAGAUGAGCAUGGAAAUAAUAUACCUGUUGAAAUCUUUUAUGAGUGGAAACCUAUAAGAUGUGGAAAUUGUAAAGGAAUAGGCCAUGCCACUCUGGAUUGUCGUAAGAAAGAAAGUUUGAAGCAGGAGUGGGUGGUCAAGAACGAUAAAAGAAAAGCUGAAGAAAAACCAAAACCAGCACCAAGGGAGUUCCAAGCAGUAACCAAAGGCUGGAAAAUUAAAGCAAAAGAACCAAUUACAGGACCCUCUACAUCUAAUUCCUUCCAAGCUCUACAGGGUAAUUCUCUUAUAGAAGAGGCUGUAACAUAA